AUGGCCGUGAAAGCGGUGCACAUCGAAGUGGUCUCUGAUCUUACAACUUCGGCAUUCCUUGCGUCAUUGCAACGUUUUAUUCCUAUACCUUUGGAAAUAUACUCAGACUGUGGUACCAAUUUCCAAGGUGCCGCAUCUGAAUUGCGUCGGUUGUGGUCAGAUCCUGAAGCACAAAACAGUGUCUCAAAUGCUGUGCCAUGUAGGUGGCACUUCAACCCACCGGCUGCUCCCCACUUCGGGGGAUUGUGGGAGGCAGCUGUUAAAUCCAUGAAAACCCACCUGAAACGAGUAAUUGGCACCCAACUGUUAACAUUUGAGGAGAUGUGCACUAUAACUCAACGAAUAGAAGCCAUACUGAACUCACGACCAAUAACACCCCUUUCGUCAGAUCCAAAUGAUUUACGAGUGUUAACACCAGGUCACUUCCUCACAGAUGCACCUCUCGUCACGCUGCCUGACCCCGAUGUGACGCAGAUUCCAAUGAACCGUCUCAACCUGCAGCUGUUGGAUCAAUUUCACCAAUCGUUGUGGAAACGUUGGUCUUCAGAAUACUUGCGAUUAUUGCAAGUCCGAUCGAAAUGGCACCACCCGCAACCUAAUGUCACACUUGGUGACCUUGUGCUAGUGCAGGCACCAAAUUUACCACCCACACUCUGGAAAAUGGGACGGGUCGAAGCAGUUCAUCCCGGCGAAGAUGGAGUUGUGAGGGUAGUAACUCUCCGUACCAGUGAUGGCACCCUCAAGCGGCCCGUGGUCAAGUUAGCUCGUCUUCCAAUCAAUUAA
Macrosiphum euphorbiae (potato aphid) is the source of this 783-nucleotide messenger RNA. Lineage: Eukaryota; Metazoa; Arthropoda; Insecta; Hemiptera; Aphididae. The record is from the annotation of a GenBank genome assembly.